Carlito syrichta (Philippine tarsier) is the source of this 978-nucleotide messenger RNA. RefSeq names its product coiled-coil domain-containing protein 74A-like. The transcript has 8 exons. The record is from RefSeq and is a predicted model, not a curated record. NCBI's taxonomy places the organism in Eukaryota, Metazoa, Chordata, Mammalia, Primates, Tarsiidae. Bases 1 to 978 code for a protein of 325 amino acids.
AUGAGCGGGGCAGGGGUGGCGGCGGGGGCACGAUCCCCCAGCUCGACGACCCCGGGUUCCCGGGGCACGUCGCCCCCGCGCCAGCGUUCAUCCCUGGGGCCGCACAGCCCGCAGCUCGGGCUGAGCGACGCGAAGAAGCGGGUCCUUGACCUGGAAAAGAGCCUGCAGUUCCUGCAGCAGCAGCACUCGGAGAUGCUGAGCAAACUCCACGAGGAGAUCGAGUACCUGCAGCGACAGAACAAGGAUCUCCAUUACAAGCUCAUAAUGAAUCAGAAGCCACAGAAGAAAGGCAGCCUCUCCAAUUCAAGCGUCCAGACCAUCAAGCCCAUCUUUAAUUCAGCAGUGUCAGCCAACUCCCAAGGCAAGGCCAGGCCCCAGCGCAGCUCCUUCAAGGAGCAAGACUACAAAGUUGACGCCCCCCAGAAGACGGACCUGGAAGAGGAGCCCUUCAGCGGUGCCUGGCUUCACAAUAGCAAGCUGGACAAAGUUCCUGGGGCACAGGGGCAGGCCAAAGGUGAGGAAUCAGAGGACUCGAACGCUGGGACCGCCUGGGUGGUAGGCAGCCAGCACAGGGGGAGGCAGCCGAUGGGGGCGCUCUCCUUGAGGAAUCUGCCCCCGCACCUGCGUAAGCCCACCACACUUCGGCAAUGUGAGGUGGUCAUCCGCCAGCUGUGGAACGCCAACCUCCUCCAGGCCCAAGAGUUGCAGCACCUCAAAUCCCUCCUGGAAGGGAGCCAGAAGCCCAAGGUUGCUCCCGAGGAGAACGGGCCUAGUUUUCUCAAGAUCCAGGAGGCCACGCAGUUCCCCAAGGUCUCCUCCAAGAGUCUCUCUAAGAAUUGUCUGAUUCUGAGCUCCAGGCCUGUGAUGGAACGUGCCAUCUUGCCCGCAAGGAAGCAGAUGCUGAAGAGUAGCUUUGCUGAACGGCAGAAGAGGCUGCAGGUGGUGCAGAACCGGCGCCUGCACCGCUCCCUGCCCUGA